Entrophospora sp. SA101 is the source of this 573-nucleotide messenger RNA. Lineage: Eukaryota; Fungi; Glomeromycota; Glomeromycetes; Entrophosporales; Entrophosporaceae. The record is from the annotation of a GenBank genome assembly.
AUGAAUCUUAAUGAUAAAGCCCUUGUGCUUACUACAAAUAAUGAUGCAAAAAUGAUUAGAUGUGGUAAUCUUAUGUUAUACAAAUUAGAAGAAACUUGUGAACAUUGUGAUUUUCAUCACUAUAGAUGUGCUGUUCAUAUUUUAAAUUUAGCAGUAAAUCAUGGAAUGGUACUAAGAGCUCCUAUUAUUGAUAAAGUAAGAAACACAUUUUUAAUGUUGGAAAAAUUUAAACAUAUGCACGAAGAACUUAAUUAUCCUAUGUAUAAAGCAACUAAAAUGCUAUCAUCUUCAUCAUACCCAACUGUUAGUGAUAUUUGGUUAACUUUCAUAGGAAUUUUUCAACACAUUGAGUUAUAUAUAGAAAAUCAAAAUCAUUCAAUUGAAAAAUGUAUGAUGGCAGAUUCUAUACGUAAAAAACUAGAAGAUUAUUGGACAAUUAUAACAAUUAUAGAUAAAUCUACUAUUAUUUCAACUUUAUUAGAUCCUUAUGAAGAGGUGGAGGAAGAUAUAACUGAAGAACAUAUAAUUGCUUUAGACUUUAAAAAUGCUUAUGAUUUAAUUAAAGAUUGGUAA